This is a messenger RNA of Hevea brasiliensis (rubber tree), 2250 nucleotides long. RefSeq names its product protein HOTHEAD. Lineage: Eukaryota; Viridiplantae; Streptophyta; Magnoliopsida; Malpighiales; Euphorbiaceae. The coding region runs from base 383 to 2137 and encodes 584 amino acids. Gene Ontology annotation, molecular function: flavin adenine dinucleotide binding; oxidoreductase activity, acting on CH-OH group of donors. The transcript has 6 exons. The record is from RefSeq and is a predicted model, not a curated record.
GGGAGGGAGCAUUAAUGAGCAAGCGUAGGUAUCUAACUGCUUCCCUUCUUCCUCCAUGGCUCCACCUCCACCUCCUCCAACUCUCUCUCAUUUGUACAUAAAGAUUCAUUUAUGAAUUAACCAAGACGCCCGCCCAAGCAUCUACUUCAUUCUAUGUAGGUACCACACGCAUUUUCUUCAUUUCUUGAAUCUCGGUGAUCAAGCAUUAUAAAAGCUUAAUCAUUAUCACAUUCUCUGGGCUUUUAUCGCCGACUAUAUGAGCAAGAAAUCUUUGCACCUACAGAAGUUAUAGCCGUCGAAAUUGUUGAGUCUCUAACACAUAUAACCAAAGCUUUGGUUCUUCUUCUUUUGUACUACAACAAUUCACCACGGUAUCCCCUUCAUGGAGUUCUCUUCAUUUCAGAAAAUGGGUCUCAUUGGACUGUGUAGAUUCUUGGCAGGUGUUUCUUUACUUGCACUUGUCCUUUUCCAUGGCUUCUGUGUCUCUGAUAAAGAUUACUCCUUCAUGCACAAUGCAACUUUGGCUCCAGAAAUAUCCUACUAUGACUACAUCAUUGUAGGUGGCGGCACCGCUGGCUGCCCGUUAGCCACCUCUCUCUCCCAAAACACCUCCGUUUUGCUCCUCGAACGUGGCGGCUCUCCCUAUGGCAACCCUGACAUAAUCAACUUGGCCAACUUCGGUGCUGCAUUAUCUGAUCUCUCCCCUACUUCCCCAUCUCAACGCUUCAUCUCUGAAGACGGCGUCAUCAAUGCCCGUGCGAGGGUUCUGGGCGGAGGCAGUUGCCUUAAUGCUGGCUUCUACACCCGUGCUAGUACCGACUAUGUAAGGGAUGUGGGGUGGGAUGGACGGCUUGUGAAUGAGUCAUACCAGUGGGUGGAGCAACAAGUUGCUUUCCAGCCUGAAAUGGGGCAGUGGCAAUCGGCUGUAAGGGAUGGGCUGGUGGAGGUUGGGGUGGUGCCCAACAAUGGGUUCACGUACGACCAUAUGUAUGGGACUAAGGUUGGUGGGACAAUAUUUGAUAGAGAUGGGCAUAGGCACACUGCCGCCGAUUUGUUGGAGCAAGCCAAUCCAAGUGGACUUACUGUUCUUUUGCAUGCUACUGUACAUAAGAUCUUGUUUAGAACUAAAGGAAAACCAAGACCAGUCGCCCAUGGAGUGGUGUUUAGAGAUGCAUCAGGGGCUAAACACAGAGCUUAUUUAAAGAAAGGGUCCAAAAAUGAAAUCAUCAUAUCAGCUGGUUCACUAGGAAGUCCCCAGCUCUUGAUGCUAAGUGGAGUGGGCCCCCAAGCCCAACUUAAGGCUCACAAUAUUACAGUAGUAUUGGAUCAGCCCAUGGUUGGCCAACUUAUGUCCGAUAACCCCAUGAAUGCCGUUUUCAUCCCAUCGCCGAUUCCCGUGGAGGUUUCGCUGAUUGAAGUCGUCGGCAUCACGCACUUUGGAAGCUACAUUGAAGCUGCAAGUGGUGCAAACUUCGCCGGUGGCUCUCCGAGAGACUAUGGGAUGUUCUCUCCUAAGAUUGGUCAGCUCUCAACAGUGCCACCAAAACAACGGACCCCAGAAGCCAUAGCCAAAGCAAUUGAACUAAUGAACAAUCUUGACCAAGCAGCUUUUAGAGGAGGCUUCAUUCUCGAAAAAAUCAUGGGUCCAAUUUCCACUGGUCAUUUAGAGCUAAGAACUCGAAACCCUAAUGAUAAUCCAUCGGUUACAUUCAACUAUUUCAAAGAACCCCAAGACUUGCAAAGAUGUGUGCAGGGCAUUUCAAUCAUAGAGAAAGUAAUUGAUUCCAAGCCUUUCUCCAAGUUUAGAUAUGAUUAUUUAUCAGUCCCACAACUGAUGAAUAUGACCGCAAAUUCCCCAAUAAAUUUGUUACCUAAACAUUACAAUACAUCGACGUCACUGGAACAAUUUUGCAAGGACACUGUAAUGACUAUAUGGCAUUAUCAUGGAGGUUGCCAAGUAGAUGCCGUCGUUGACAGUAAUUACAAGGUUCUUGGAGUGGAUGCCCUAAGGGUUAUAGAUGGAUCCACAUUUAAUAACUCUCCUGGGACCAAUCCUCAAGCCACUGUUAUGAUGCUUGGAAGGUAUAUGGGAGUUAAAAUACUGCGUGAGAGAAUGGCAAGUGAAGGAUCAAAUUAAAGUAGUUCAUCAUGAUUAGAAUUUCAUGUAUGUUUGAGAAGCUUUUAUUGAUUGGGAAAUCGAUCCACAAAAAACAAUGAGACAUUAAUUUCUUGUGAAGAAUUGUUCAAUUA